AUGAAGAAUUAUGCAUCACCCCCACUAUAUUCAAGUGGAAGAGGAAGUAUACAAGAUGCUCCAUAUUAUAUGGAGUUAAAACCUAAAAAAAGUAACUCCAAAAUAGCUAAAACAGAAAGAACAACUGGCCAAAACCCUAAACAAGACUUAUUGGAAUACUUUAAAAAAGAACGAAAUACUCUCACCUAAGUAACUAAUAGUAUUAAAACUUAACUUCAAUAAAAUCGAUCAAUUGACAAUUUAAAUAGUGAGAAGAGUGAGCGACUCAAAACUCUCAAUGCUUAAUUUCAUCAAUUUCCUUUGUCUCUUGAUCAAAGGAUUCAUACAGAAGAAGGAAAUAACUUAAAAAGAUAAAUUCUCAAGGGAAAGAAUUUGUCCCUUGCUACAAUACAGAUGGAAACAAAGUAGUAGAAGAUAGCUAAUAAACAAAGUAAAAUCAAUUAGACACCUUAAAACACUUACAAAAUGCCAAAAUCUACAGUAGAUCAAUAUUUUCAGGAUAUAUAAAUAAAAAGUGCAAAACAAUAUAAAAAUAAUCAUUAUUUGGAAUAUCAGCAAUAUUUCAACGUAAAACAAAACAAAAAUUCAUUGUUGCAAGAAUCUGAAACAUUAAAAUAAUCUAUUGAAUAUAUUUUGACUAAAAAUAAGAGUGAUGCCAAGAAGGUUAUCAAGAGAGUUGACUCAACUGAACUACAUUAAUCAAGUCAAUAAAGAAGUGACUCUAUAAAAAAAGUAAAUAGGGGGGAAGAAUCAAAUCAUUAUGAUCCAAGAAAGCAAUUAAAAAUAAUAUUAUUUUAUAAAAGCUAAAAGUAAUGUAUAAUAAUAAUUAUUAUUUAGAUAUAAUUAUUUAUUUGAUUAUCAAAACUAAACAACUGAUAAUUUGUAUAAUUUUUUGAUUCAUAAAAUAGCUUGUAUUGAGAAAUCUUUUGUAAAACUAGGAGGAGGGACAGGAUCAACUGAUGAAGAUUAAAUAUAAUUAGGUAUAAUUUAUAAUACUAGAUUUAGAAAUCAAUAGAAUAUGUUAAUUUUAUUGUGUCUAAAAGAAUGUUCCUUAUGAUUAUUAUCUAAGCCUUCCAAAUUUACCAUUAGGGGUAUUUUAAGGAAUUACACUCUAAUUAUAACCAUUAUAUUCAUAACCAACUUCAGGCAAGAGAGUUAUCUUAAAAGAUUUCACGCUUGUUAAAUGUAUUGGAGUAGGCGGAUUUUCAAGAGUUUAUUUAGUAAGAAAAAGAGAUAAUGGAAAAUUUUAUGCAUUAAAAUUGAUUGAUAAGAAUUUCAUAAUGGAAAAUCAAAAGGAAGUUAUAGUUUAAAAUGAAAGAGAUAUCAUGGUAAAGAUGGAUAAUUAAUUUAUCACACCUUUGCAUUUUGCUUUUGAAACUAAAUAUUAUAUUGCUUUUGUUUUGGAUUAUUGUGCAGGAGGAGAAUUGUUCUAUCAUUUAAGAAAGCUGAAAAGACUGAAUGAAUAAGAUGCUAAAUAUUACUUUGUUGAAAUUUGUAUAGGAAUGGCAUAUUUACAUUCUUAAAAUAUAAUUUAUCGAGAUAUCAAACCUGAGAAUAUACUUUUAGAUUUACAUGGUCAUCUACUCCUUAGUGAUUUUGGACUUAGUAAACCUAAUAUGUCUCCAGAAGAUUUUGCUUAUUCUUUUUGUGGAUCACCUGAAUAUAUGGCACCAGAAAUGUUACUUAAAACUGGUCAUAAUUAUUUAGUUGAUUGUUAUUGUUUAGGAGCAUUGUUAUAUGAAUUAGUUACAGGAUUACCACCAUUCUAUUCUCAUAAUACUUAAGAAAUAUAUAAUUCCAUAUUGACUGAACAAGUUUAAUUUCCUCCUUAUGUUUAAAUCUCUGAUUAAUUAAAAGACUUGAUUUAUUAGUUACUAGAGAAAGAACCCUCUUAAAGGAUUGGUUAAACUUAAGGAGUUAUUGAAAUCCUAACUCAUCCUUGGUUUGCGGAUGCUGAUUUUGAAGCAAUAGUUAAUAAAAAAAUCAAACCUCCCUAUAAACCAGAACCUUUGAAAUAUAAUUUUGAUGAAGAAGAAUUUAAUAAAGGAGAUGCUGAAUUUAGAAAAUAAUACAAUAUCAAUUUGUAAAAAGAAUAUGUACAAUUUUUAUAUUUAUUCAUUUAGAAUAAUGAUAAUUUUGCUAAUCUCAUUCUUAAGAAUUUUUAUUUUUCUAGAGAAGAUCUUCCAUAAAAACCAGAGCAUAAAUCUAAAAGAUCAAAUUUGAUCGAUAUUAACCAUCUUAACUUAGAAGAUUUACCUUAUAAGUAGGAUUCCCCAGAAAGAGUUGAAGUAUUAGUUUUCAUUUAUUUUUUUUAGGUUUUAAAUACUGAUUUAAGAAGAGUUUAAAAAUAUUAUGGCAAAUCCGAAAUUUAAGAUUUUAUUAAAAGAAAAGAUUAAAAUAAUAAAUCAUCUUCUCUAAUUUAAUCUUCUAAAAUAAGUCAUGCUUAUUCUAAAACAAUGCAAUAAUAAAAUUCACAUCCUGAUUUAAGAGUAUUCUUUAUUUCUAAUAUAGAAUCUAAAAUUUACAAUAGAUUCUACCAAGAUGUAACUUAGUUCUGAAAGGACUCCCACCUUGCCGCAAAAUUAAAGUUCUAAAUUUUAGAAUAAUAGAAUUAAGACUGAAUAAAUAUCUUAGAUGUUAUAUCCUAAAACAACUACCAAUUAAUAAUUUAAUAAGCAAACCAAUUUACAGAAAUUGUUUGGAUCUGAUAAAAGAAAAAAAUGA
Messenger RNA from Paramecium sonneborni, 2724 nucleotides. The record is from the annotation of a GenBank genome assembly. NCBI's taxonomy places the organism in Eukaryota, Ciliophora, Oligohymenophorea, Peniculida, Parameciidae.